AUGGCCCGUGGACCGAGUGCAAAGAGGAGGCGCUUGAGCCCUCCAGCGGAUGUCAAAGCAGCUCAAAAUGCUGAGCUGUACAGCGGUGCUGACGAAUGGGACGCGGAGCAAGACUACGAGCGUCGCCCGCGCAAAUCCAACAAGAAAGAGAACGAGCGCACCCGAUUGCCCAUCAAGACCUCCGAGGGCUUUGUUCAUGCAGCCGAAGUUGUUGAGGAUGCUGGAGAGGAAACAGACAGUUUCUUGGGCACCGAUGAUGACGACGACGAAAUGGAGGACGGAUCGGGAGACGAAGACAGUGAAGAGGAGGAAGAGAUCGAGAAAAAGCCAAAGAUUCCCCUGAAGGUCCAAAUUCUCCAAGCAAAGGAGGAUUUGGCUCGUAUUGCCACUUCGAUCAAUGAGGACCCCGAGGAGAACAUUGCGCUUUUCAAGACCAUGGCCGACAUGGUAGACAACGAGGACUCUCCUGUCACGGUCAGAAAACUGGCUCUGGCUGCGCAGGCUGCGGUCUACAAGGAUGUGAUCCCCGGAUAUCGAAUUCGCCCUCUGAGUGAAGAAGACAUGCAAGGCAAGCACUCGAAGGAAGUCCGCAAACUGCGCAACUUCGAGCAGUCAUUGGUCUCUGGGUACAGGAAUUAUGUCCAAAAGCUAGCGACACUGUCAAAAGCCGGACGAGUCAAUGCUGCCACAGACCCCAGCUUGCGGAGCCUCGCUAUCAGUUGCGCCUGUACGUUGCUGCAGGCUGUACCUCAUUUUAACUUCCGAACUGAGCUGCUCAAAAUUUUGGUCAACCGUCUUGCCCGAAAGCAAGUAGAUGGCGAUUUUGUCAAGUGCCGUGAAACUAUGGAGGAAAUUUUCGCUAAGGACAAUGACGGAGUCGUCUCUCUUGAAGCAGUGCGUCUGCUUUCAAAGAUGAUGAAGGCACGAGAGUUCAACAUCAAUGAAAGUGUCCUGAACACCUUUCUUCAUCUCCGCCUCCUGGGUGAAUUCUCCAGGAAGGCAUCGCGAGAUCGAGUCGACCCCAAUGAGCCGGAGGAGGAGAAGACCCUCGGAAAGAAGCAGAAGCAGAAGCGCGAGUUCAGAACCAAGCGGGAACGUAAGGUAAUGAAGGAGCGCAAGGUUGUCGAGAAAGAUAUGAAGGUCGCCGAUGCAUUGGUCUCACACGAAGAGAGAGACAAGAACCAGGCCGAGACUCUGAAGCUUGUCUUUGGCAUCUAUUUCCGCAUACUGAAGCAGCGCAUUCCCAAUCUCAUGGGUCCUGUACUCGAGGGUCUUGCCAAAUACGCGCAUCUGAUCAAUCAAGAUUUCUUCGGGGACCUUCUGGAGGCGAUGAAAGAUCUCAUUGGCCACGCCGAGCGUGAUGAGCUGGGCCAAGCCGAUGAAGACGUCUCCGAAGACGAGGAAGAUGAAGAAGAAGACGACGAAUCAUACAAGACCGAGGUCACAAAACGAGACGCUCGCCGUGAGACGCUUCUGUGCACAAUCACAGCCUUUGCUCUGCUUGAGGGACAAGAUGCCAGCAAAGCUGCCAGCACCCUCCACUUGGACCUGAGUUUCUUCAUCAAACACCUCUACCGCUCACUUUACACCCUGUCCGUCAACCCCGACGUCGAGUAUAACCCUAAUACAUCCCUCCGUCUCCCCGACCCAAACUCCGCCGAAGAACAAGCAGCCGCCCAAUUGAAGGCCAACAACAAGGUCAACUUCCAGACACCCAUGGUUUUGCUGCUCCGUUGUCUUCAGUCAGCCUUGCUAUCCCGAGCUCACGGAACACCACCCCCAGUCCGCCUGGCUACUUUUGCCAAGCGUCUCAUGACGACUUCCCUGCAGCUACCAGAGAAAUCAGCCAUUGCAACUCUGUCGCUGAUGAAUCAAGUCUCAAAGCACCACGCACGCAGAAUCUCCUCUCUAUGGCAUUCGGACGAGCGCAAGGGAGAUGGUGUGUUCAACGCAUACGCUACCGAUGUGGAGGCUACGAACGUCUACGCGGGGUCUGUAUGGGAAGGCGAACUCCUGCGUCAUCACUACUGCCCCCAAGUGAGAGAGUCGAUUGUUGAUAUUGAGAAGAUGAUGACAGGGACUGGUACAAAAUAG
This is a messenger RNA of Penicillium diatomitis, 2094 nucleotides long. Its product is annotated as nuclear export protein Noc3. The transcript has a single exon. Gene Ontology annotation, molecular function: chromatin binding. Gene Ontology annotation, cellular component: nucleolus. Gene Ontology annotation, biological process: DNA replication initiation. Bases 1 to 2094 code for a protein of 697 amino acids. The record is from RefSeq and is a predicted model, not a curated record. NCBI's taxonomy places the organism in Eukaryota, Fungi, Ascomycota, Eurotiomycetes, Eurotiales, Aspergillaceae.